This is a messenger RNA of Argiope bruennichi, 3127 nucleotides long. RefSeq lists its product as uncharacterized. Gene Ontology annotation, molecular function: heme binding; iron ion binding; monooxygenase activity. NCBI's taxonomy places the organism in Eukaryota, Metazoa, Arthropoda, Arachnida, Araneae, Araneidae. The record is from RefSeq and is a predicted model, not a curated record. The transcript has 17 exons. Bases 59 to 3127 code for a protein of 1022 amino acids.
AAUGAUAAUGCCAGCAGUUCGUGUUCGGAUGGAAUUAGAUUUUUUUCAGUAGCUGAAAAUGGACGCAGUAACUGCUUUAAUUUUAGGUGCACUAACUCUUUUGAUUUCGAUAUGGUUGCUAUCCAACAAAAAUUCAAAAAAACAUCCACCUGGGCCGACUGGUUUACCUAUUGUAGGCUAUCUUCCUUUCUUAACGAAGGAGCCGCAUAAAAAAUUGACCGAGUUGUCCAAAAUUUAUGGUCCGGUUUACAGAGUGCGGCUUGGUAGUACAAAUGUCAUUAUUCUAACUGAUUUUGACCUCAUGAAAGAAGCCUUUUGGAAGGACGAGUUCAUGGGCAGACCACCAGACCUACCUUUUGAACUGAGCAAAGAAACAAUUGAAACUGGAGCUUUCAACGAUUUGCCUUGGAAGGAACAAAGACGAUUCACUUUGCACAUGCUUCGCGAUUUAGGCUUUGGAAAAACGAAAAUGGAGCAGCAUAUGAAAGAAGAAAUUCAUGAACUCAUUGAUAUACUGGUCAAAAAUGCAGGGAAAGCUAUCAAUCUCUCGGACAUGUUAGCAUCGAGCAUGUCAAACAACAUAGCGGCGUUAAUUUUCGGAAAGCGCAUGGAAUUCAACGAUCCACAGCGACUGAAAUUAAAUCGUGUUAUACAAAAUGUAGGCAGACUUGCUGGAGCCGUGUCAUGGCAUAUAUAUUUCCCUUGGCUCAAAAAAUUCUUCGAUACCUUCAAUAUCGGAAACAAAGGCAAAUUAGUAAGAACUUUGAUGAAAAUGAAGAACUUUUGCAGGAAAGAAAUUGAAAGUCAUGAAUCAACUUUGGAUGCUAAUAACCUUCGUGAUUUUAUAGAUGGGUUUAUUUUAGAAAUGCAAAAAAAGAAAAAUGAUCCAAAUACUACAUUCCGAAAGGAAGUUCUGGUCGAUAUCUCUAGGUUACUAUUUGGCGCCGGCAGCGAAACUGUGCGAGUCACUUUGGACUGGAUGCUGUUCACGUGUGUCGCUCGCCCAGAAAUUCAGAAGAGAAUCCAUGCCGAAAUCGAUGAAGUGAUUGGACGCGAGCGCUUUCCAACAUGGGAGGAUCACCUACGCAUGCCAUUCACCGAAGCCGCCUUGACAGAAAUUAUGAGGUGGAAAAGCAUCGUUCCACUCAACGUCAUGCAUUACACUCUUCAGGACACAGAACUCAAUGGCUACUUCAUACCGAAACACACGCACAUCUUGAGUAUUCUGUGGGCUGUAAAUUUUAACGAGAAACUAUGGGGGAAAGAUGUAAAUGAAUACAAGCCUGAACGAUUCUUAAGUGGCGAUGGCAAAAAGGUUAUUAAACCGGAAUAUACCAUUGCUUUUUCUGUCGGUAAAAGAGCAUGUCCUGGUAAAAUACUGGCGGAAAUCGAAACAUUUUUGUACCUGGUAGCUAUUUUACAGAAAUUCGAACUGUCUGUUCCACCUGGGCGAAAGAUUUCUUUGGAAGAAAAGUUAGGAACAACUCUUUUUCCGCCAAAGCAAGAUUUGUAUUUGAAACUGAGACAUUACGAGGUGGAAAAAAAUAUUAAGGAAACGUUUCAUCAGGGCUUUUCUCAAAUAAAAGAUUGUUGGAAUAAGGUCGAUGUCAACAAGUCGUGUUUGAAUGGAAUAGGAUACUUUCAGUCGCUAAAAAUGGACACAAUAACUGCCAUAAUUCUAUGUGUAUUGACUUUUUUGGUUUCAGUAUGGCUGUUAUCUAAUAAAAAAAACAAAAAAUAUCCACCUGGGCCGCCUGGCUUGCCUAUUGUAGGUUAUCUUCCUUACCUAACGAAGGAGCCAUAUAAGAAAUUGACUGAAUUAUCCAAAAUUUAUGGUCCGGUUUACAGUGUGCGUUUUGGUAGCACAAAUAUCAUUGUUAUCACAGACUUUGAGCUCAUGAAAGAAGCCUUCUGGAAGGAUGAAUUCAUGGGCAGACCACCAACCUUACCUGUGGAACUGAGCAAAGAAACUAUUGAAACGGGGGCAUUCAAUGAUUUGCCUUGGAAGGAAGUAAGACGAUUCACCAUGCACAUGCUUCGCGAUUUAGGAUUUGGGAAAACAAUGAUGGAGCAACAUUUGAAAGAAGAAAUUCAUGAACUCAUUGAUAUACUGGUCAAGAAUGCAGGGAAAUCUAUCAAUCUCUCGGACAUGUUAGUAUCAAGUAUGUCAAACAACAUAGCAUCUUUAGUUUUCGGAAAGCGCAUGGAAUUUAAUGAUCCGCAGAGACUGAAACUGAACCGUAUAAUACAAGAAAUAGGCAGACUUGCUGGAGUCGCAUCGUGGAAUAUAUACUUCCCUUGGCUCAAAAAGUUUUUCGACACUUUUAAAAUCGGAAGCAAAGGCAAAUUAUCAAAAACUUUAAACGAAAUGAAGAACUUUUGCAGGAAAGAAAUAGAAAGACACGAAUCAACUCUGGAUGUUAAUAAUGUUCGUGAUGUAAUUGAUGGAUUUCUUUUGGAAAUGCAGAAGAGAAAGAAUGGUCCAAAAUCUACUUUCCAAAAAGAAAUUCUGGUUGAUCUCUCCAGAUUUCUUUUCGGAGCUGGCAGCGAAACUGUGAGAGUCACUUUGGACUGGAUGUUGUUCACGUGCGUCGCUCGGCCAGAAAUUCAAGAGAAAAUCCAUGCUGAAAUCGAUGAAGUGAUUGGACGUGAGCGUUUUCCGACAUGGGAGGAUCACUUAAACAUGCCAUUCACCGAAGCCGCCUUGACAGAAGUUAUGAGGUGGAAGAGCAUCGUUCCUAUCAACGUUCCCCAUUACACUCUUGAAGACACAGAACUCAAUGGCUAUUUCAUCCCAAAACACACUCACGUCUUUAGUAUUCUUUGGGCUGUAAAUUUUAACGAGAAACUAUGGGGGAAAGAUGUCCAAGAAUACAAGCCUGAGCGAUUCUUGUCUGAAGACGGGAAAAAGGUGGUUAAACCGGAAUACACCAUUACUUUCUCAGUCGGGAAGCGAGCAUGUCCUGGUAAAAUAUUAGCAGAAAUCGAAACAUUUCUGUACUUGGUGGCUAUUCUGCAGAAAUUUGAACUAUCUGCUCCACCUGGACAAACAAUAUCAUUGGAAGGAAAGUUGGGAACUUCUCUUCGACCACCAAAGCAAGAUUUGUAUUUGAAACUGAGAUAUUAA